This is a messenger RNA of Phlebotomus papatasi, 2884 nucleotides long. RefSeq lists its product as uncharacterized. Bases 82 to 2859 code for a protein of 925 amino acids. The record is from RefSeq and is a predicted model, not a curated record. The transcript has 6 exons. Lineage: Eukaryota; Metazoa; Arthropoda; Insecta; Diptera; Psychodidae.
UUGUGAGCACUUCCUCGUUCCGUGUUGCACUCUACAUUCGUGGCAUUUUUAGUGGAAAGUUGAAAAAAGAAGUGCAAGGAAAUGGGUGAUAAUCUCUUUCUUAUAAGUCGUGCAGAUAUCUUUUCGAUAUACCCAAAGAUAUUCAAUGAACUUAUUGCUCAGGAUGAAAUUGAGCGCCAAAAGUGUAGUGGACGUAUUGCAAAGGAUAUCAGUUUGCCUAGUGAUUAUGAUUUUAAGCUAAAAGUGUACUUUAGGCUUCUUGAUCAGCAGAGAAAACUCAAUGAGGCUGAAGAACAGGGAAAACCACCUGAAAAAUUGGAUACAUUGAGAGUUGUUGAAUUAUGGGAUCCACUUCACAAUUACGAACUCAUAGCGACCCCAUCGAUUAUAAUUAAGAAAAAAUGCUUCAUUGAUGAUCCUAUGAAAUAUUUAGAUACGGAAUUGGGCAUUUGGUCACUCGAGGACAUCUCAAAAGCUGGAAUGCUACUGAGAAAGCCUCCGUUGCCGUGUACUUUUCACAAUGAGCACGAAAUGAGGAGAGUUUAUUCAUUAAUCUACGAUGUCUUUCGAUACAAGACAGUCCUCCAUCAGGCACUUAUUAAUGCAAAGUUCUUCGUAGUUUAUCCUCACUUAAACCCGGAUGUUAAUCGUGUGUGGCUCAUUCUAUUUGAUCUCCAUAUGAGGCACUUUUUAAUGCGAGAUCCUGAAGAGACCAAAAAGAAAAAUAUCUUGUUUAAGGAGUCUGAUCUCACGGAAAUUGACAAUAAAUUGUGGGAUCAUCGAAUAAAAUUAGCAGCAGCUCUUUCAAGGCUGAGGAUCGAGAAUGGAGCUCUAACGCUUUCCCAUUUGCUUCCUCCUCAUUUGCAGGAUGAAAAAGUUGCAAUUGCUGCUGCCAAUCCCAUCGUUUCGGGAUGGAUCAAUCCAUUUAAAUUUGCCAAGAAAGACAAUGCUGUGGAAUAUUUGGGUCAGAGGGGUUUCAAUGAGACUUCAACGAUUCCUAAUGGAAAGUACGAACCUCUUGCACUCAAUCAAUUCAAAUGGGACCGUGUUUGUCCAUUUUACAUGCAAUGCUUGCCGGAGAAUCGUGGUCUCUUGGCCCAAACGCCCUUCAUCAAGGAUUUCAUGUUCGUCUUGCAAGAUCGCGCCUUUUCUAUCGGUCCAGCAUACUUUUCCCGUUUAUUGGAUCAUUUUACGAUAAAUGGAGAUGUUGUGCAGACUCAUGUGUCUUCCCCAAGAUCUACUGCCUACUUGGCAUCAUUAUUCCUAACAAAUGCGCGUGUCCGGAAUUUCCUUGCUUUCGGAGCUGGUCCGAGGCUUGAAGAAUAUCGGGAUUUUAUGGCAACGCUGGGAGUGAAUAAUGUGAAGAUUUAUGCAGAAAACUUUACAAAUCUUUCCCUGAAAUCUCAGUUGUUUGAACGGGCUGUUGGGAUCUUUGCUACCCCACCAAAUAGCUACAGCGGGGUAACGGAUCCCAUUGAUUUGAUCUGCAGUCGAGGUGGGGAUUUGACUAUGCUGGAAGUCCUUACGGAAUCCGAGGUGAGUGAUAGUGGAAAAAAGCGUGUUGCUGAAGUUCUGACUGAACAGAAGGAGACCCUGAGACUCUCGCUGUUUCGACCCCAAAUCCAAUUUGUCCUCUAUGAAACGCAUUCUGUUGUGAGUUCAGAAAAUGAAGAUAUGCUAAUGCGUGCCGUUGAGGAUGUCAAUAGAGCUGCCCAGCAGAAACAUUACCAAGUCAUGAGGGAUAUUGCACGGCAGGAAGCUCUUUCGGCAGCUCAAGAGGGUCAUGCAAUGUCACCAUCGACACCAACAUCUGCUCGCAAAAAAGCCAGACGCUCAUCUGUGGAAGUUCCACCGAUUAAGCUUAAAUCCUCAGACAGCGAAGAUUCCACAGAUUCGGAGACAGAAGGCAGAGAAACAGCCAAAUCUCGGGUUUCUUCCAAAAAGUCCAUUUGUACAGAAUCUGAGGAACAAUUUCUCUGUACAUUCGAUAUUCCACCAACUGAUAUCUUUGAAAUUAUCGAUUUGCCGGACAUUUGUUUGAACAGGGAUCAGUGUUUGAACUUGGAAGAGCACGGAUCUUACUUGGCUCUGGCUAAGAGGAAGGAAAUCACGAGAUUUGACUCAAAAUAUCUCAUCAAAAUGGCUGAGACUAGAGGACUCUUUGGUGAUUCUAAACCCAAGACAGCCCGACCAAAAGUUCAGAAGAAAAUUGAGAAGAAAGAAGUGGAAAUUCUUGAGAAACUCUCUGGGAAGAAAUUGAAGAAAAAGAAGAGUGAUCUCUCCGUUUUGAUAAAUCGUUUGACCACGCCAACAUUGUCCUUCCUCAAUCACUCCUACCUCCAGAGAUGCUCCUCAGCUGAGAAGAAAUUUUUAAUGUACGAUCCGAUCCGGUGUCGAUGCCUGAGGCACUUGACUCAUCAUCAGGAGGGUCUUCUUUUGGAUGGAUCCGCUCAACUUUUAUCUCAGUCUCAACUCAGGGCUCGCACCUGGUGGCAUCAGACCACGAAUUUCUUGAUAAAACUGCGGAGGAUUCAGCGAGAAGCCCAAGAGAUCCGGCGGAAAAAGCCAAGUUUAUACAAGCCACUCAAGGAGAAGAGGAUGAAUCCUUUGCGACUGCCUCGGGUGCUGAAGCCGGAAGAUGAUGGAUCCCAGAUGGUUAUGAAGUCAAUGCGAGGGCACCUAAUAAAUCGGGACACGUACCCGGUGUCGGUUAAUCAAUUGGAGAUGGAAAAGAGGAGAUAUUCCACCAUGAACUAUCUGAGAUGUGACUAUGAGGAGGAGCCCAAUGGACUAAGAAUUCCCCAUAUGACGCAGUACAUAAAAUACAAUCCCAUUUACUACUACUCGCAUUCUUAUUGAUCGAAUAAAAGUGCUUUGGUUACAA